AGAUUCCGCCAAGACAAUUAAUUGUAAGCGGCAGAAACCACCGUCCCUCGGCCAAAACACCAAGAAGGCAUCGCAUACUCUGCAGAUUGCAUUGUAAUAUCCACAGGUUUCUUACUUGUACCUAUAGAGUUUCUGCAAGGUGCGAUACUCCUACGAUGGGAACUGAGGAUAGGACCAAAGUUUUGAUUUGCGGUGGAGGAAACGGUGCCCACUGUUUGGCGGGAUUAUCAGCAAGUAAUCCUGAAAAUGAAACACGUGUUCUUACUUUAUUCGCCGAUGAGGCAGAGCGGUGGACCAAAGUACUCCAAUCCAACGAUUUGACAGUUACCAUAGUGAAAAAUGACGGAGGGUCUGAGGAAAUAAAAUCCAAACCAACUUUGAUUACAAAGAACCCAAAAGAAGCGGUCACAGGUGCUGAAAUCAUAUUUUUGAUUGUUCCUGCGUUUGCACACGAACAGUAUUUUAGAGAGAUUUCACCUUUUAUUGGUGACAAUACCUUAAUUGUUGGUCUUCCAGGCCAGGCAGGAUUUGAAUUUCAGUGCUUGCACAUGCUUGGAGAAAAGGCUAAACACUGCACUAUAAUGUCGACGGAAUCCCUUCCGUGGGCAUGCAGGAUUCUGGAAUUUGGUCGUCUUGUUCAAAUUCUGGGCUUCAAAGAAACACUUGGUGCUUCUAAACUUCAAGGAAGCAUAUCGAAUCUGAAGCAAUCUCCAUUUGAGAGCGUUCAGAAAGUUUUAGGUCCCAAACCAGUUUUGAGAGAAAUUCAAAACUACAUUGCUGUAAAUCUGAUGGCAAAAUCAAUCAUCCACCCACCGCUGAUGUAUGGAAAAUGGUCGGCAUUUAAUGAAGCUGCUCCUUUGAAAGAGAAGCCGCUGUUUUACCAAGGGGUAGACGAAAAGCAGGCAAGUCUGCUGUCUAGCGUGAGUAAUGAAUGUAUCGCCAUUGGAAAGGCAAUUGAAAAACAAAUUCCUGGAAUUGACAUGUCGGAAGUUAUUCAUAUAUUAGACUGGUUCCUCACUUACUAUGCGGACCAGAUUACUGACAAGUCAAAUCUGAUGACAACCAUGCAAACAAACAAAGCGUACGACGGUUUGCUCCACCCCAUGAAACAGGUGGACGGUGGUCAGUUUGUACCGGACUUUAGCUACAGGUACACGGCUGAGGACGUACCGUUCGGGCUCGUCGUUCUGAAAGGGAUCGGUCAGCUGGCUGGAGUGGACACACCUGUGAUGGACGAAAUCAUCACCUGGGCUCAGGGCAAACUCAACCAGGAGUACCUUGUAGGAUCAGAAUUGUCUGGAAAAGAUUUGCCAAAGACCAGGGCUCCGCAGAGAUUUGGAUUUAAAACUCUGCAGCAGUUGUUCGACGUUUAAAUAAGCAGACAUUUCAUAACAUAGUUAGUAAUAUGGGUAUGUAAUACUUUGUUAAAUAUCAGUGUUAGUCCUGUUCCACAGAAGCUCUAGUUUAUCUCGAUCAAGACUAAGUGGUAUACUAGUACACCAGUCUUAAUUGUAUUCUCACAUAUUGAUAAGAAUGUAACAUGUAGAUCGUGUAAUAUAUUGCAGAUCGUUAAUAAAAAUCAUUUAUUUUCAUUCAUGAUGUUAAAUACAAUAUCAGCGCUUCCUUUAACUGUUGACAAAUAAACAUAGUUUACAAUUUA
This is a messenger RNA of Ostrea edulis (European flat oyster), 1660 nucleotides long. Its product is annotated as opine dehydrogenase-like. The transcript is spliced from 2 exons. Lineage: Eukaryota; Metazoa; Mollusca; Bivalvia; Ostreida; Ostreidae. The record is from RefSeq and is a predicted model, not a curated record. Gene Ontology annotation, molecular function: oxidoreductase activity. Bases 156 to 1373 code for a protein of 405 amino acids.